ACAUCAAACGUGCGAGUCUCUCGAUGAAUUGUUUAUAUUAAUGUAUUUUUUAUUUACUUGCAAAAAUACUGUAGACAUAUUAGCAAGUUCAACCAAUUUAGAACAAUAAAUAAAGUUUAUUAAACAAUUCAUUUUUGUUCGUGGGCUAUGUAGUAAAGACGUUACUCUUUAAAUUGCAUAGCUUAUUUAAAAUGAAUGAAAGUGUGGAAGCGUGUUCUUUAGCAACAGAAUGCGCGUCACGUCAACAGCAGAUGCUUGGGAACACAGCGCAGCGGAAGAAGGUAGCCUACGCUGUCAUGGCGGAGAGAAACGCUCUGGAGAAACUCGAUGUCGGCGCUUUAAACCCUGAGCAGCAGGAGAAGUUGCAUCACUUCAAGAUCAAGACGAGGAUAGCCAAUGAAAAAUAUUUAAGAUCUCAUCCAGAGGUGGAAAUGUUACUGGGUGACUUCUUAAGGAAUGUGUUUUUGAAAAAGCCUAUGGAUAUUCGUGAAUUCGCAGCAGAUCAUUUCAGUGACCCAGGACUGUCAGAGAAAAUCCAGGCCCAAAUGAAUAUGCACAAUAAGUGAAAAUUGUGGAUUUACACUUGUUUUUUAAUUAAAAAAAAAAA
Messenger RNA from Pimephales promelas (fathead minnow), 607 nucleotides. NCBI's taxonomy places the organism in Eukaryota, Metazoa, Chordata, Actinopteri, Cypriniformes, Leuciscidae. The record is from RefSeq and is a predicted model, not a curated record.